Erpetoichthys calabaricus (reedfish) is the source of this 1493-nucleotide messenger RNA. It is a transcript of the gene raly, whose product is annotated as RALY heterogeneous nuclear ribonucleoprotein. Gene Ontology annotation, cellular component: nucleus. NCBI's taxonomy places the organism in Eukaryota, Metazoa, Chordata, Cladistia, Polypteriformes, Polypteridae. The coding region runs from base 253 to 1074 and encodes 273 amino acids. Gene Ontology annotation, molecular function: RNA binding. The transcript is spliced from 9 exons. The record is from RefSeq and is a predicted model, not a curated record.
UCGUCUCGGCUCAGCUCUCGGUGAUAGAGACUCCGGUCUCAGAGCUCCUGGAGUGUCACGUUUCAAGUUGCUUCGCGUUCUUCUCCAUCACGCUUUUUCUAACCCGCUUCUUUCUACGAGUCAUUGAAAGACGGAGAUCGCGUUGUCUGGUUCUCUGGUGUUGCUCCGCCACGACGCCCCAUUAAAGGCAGAUCGUGUUGAGAUCGUGUUCCCCAUCAGGACCGCUGUAGCUUCAAGUCAGGCUGGAUCAUCAUGUCUCUGAAAGUGCAAACAAGCAACAUCACAAACAAGAAUGACCCCAAGUCCAUCAACUCUCGAGUCUUUAUUGGCAAUCUCAACACUGGUGUGGUGAAGAAGUCGGAAGUGGAGACCAUCUUCUCCAAGUAUGGCCGGGUCCUUGGCUGCUCUGUGCACAAGGGCUAUGCCUUUGUUCAAUAUGCAAGUGAGCGCCAUGCAAGAGCUGCUGUUCUGAGCGAGAAUGGCCGUAUACUGGCAGGGCAGACAUUGGAUAUCAACAUGGCUGGAGAGCCAAAACCAACCCGAAUAAAAACCCUGAAACGUUCAUCAGCCUCCAUCUACAGUGGAUAUGAUUAUGACUACUACAGGGAUGACUCCUAUGACAGGCUUUUUGAGUACCAGAGUAGAGCAUCACCUGCUCCUCGAUUGAUUGCUGUCAAGCGUCCACGAGCGGCUAUUCCCUUGGUGAGGAGGGUCAGAUCUCUUCCUGUAAAACUUGUCUCCCGCUCUGCUGGCGUGGCAAAUAUCUCCAACAAACAAAAAUUGAAAUCAAAUGAGCUGCAAGCCAUCAAAUCAGAACUUACACAAAUCAAGUCUAAUAUUGAUGCUCUUUUGGGCCGACUUGAGCAGAUCACAGAACAGAAGCCUUCAACAGAAGCCAUCAGAAAGUCAGAAGACUGUAGAAGUGAAGUAUCUCAUGAUGAUUCUGCCUCAGACAUAGAAGACUCCACAGAAGAACAACUGAAUGGGGAUGAUGGAGAGGAUGGUAUGCAUGAUGAGAAUGAAGAUGAUGUGGAAAACCAGCCCCUGCCAGAGAUUGAGGAGCUGCUACAGUGAAAGGUUACAAUACUGCUGAAACCAUCGAUUAUUACUACAGAAGUGAGAGAAGGGAUUGGUUGGCUGCAGAACUGAUGCUGUGCUUGAAUAUGAGGUGGAGCACCUCCAGGAAAACCAUGGACCGAAUGAGACCUUGAUGAACCACUGGACUCCAACCAUACUGCUGCUUUCCAGGACAAUACUUACUGAUUUGUGGAAGUCUGGUGCACCUUCUAGCCACAGGAUGGCAAACUUUAGGAGUGCAUUUCAGUCUCAGAAGUGUUACCCUGUUUGAUGCCAUGUUUUAUUUAUAUACAAUGAUCUUCUACAGACACACAUUUCUUACUUUUAACUACUGGUGUGCAUUUCCAGUUUGCACUUUCUAGGCUACAACUUCUCUUUGAACCAUCUUUAAAUAAAUUGAUAUGUUUGUGGCCUAA